AAAUCCAUCGCACACUCUUGCAUCGAAGAAGCAAAUCUGAAUCUUCUCGUUGCUUCUUCUGCUUCUUCUCCAUUUUUUCUGUGGUUUUUCCUGAUUUCUUUGGAGAAUUUGUUCUCAGUAGCAGGUUGUAGAGAUUGGCUGGAGUUGGUUUGAUUGUGGGUGAAUCUGAAAAACUCAAGAGAGGAAUGAGGGACUUUAUUCUUGACUUUGAGCACAUAGCUGAAGGUCUGUGUUUUUAUCUCUUGGAGGCCUUGGAUAUUGUUGCUGAGCAAGUAUUUGAAGGUUGCUUAGCACUCGUCUCGUUUGUUGAGGAGCACAAGGGGUAUCUGUUUUGCUUAGUCAAGAUUAAUUAGAUUCUUGAUAAGACUAAAUUCCAUAUAAGAAAGCUAAUCUCAGGGAAAUGGAUGCUUGCCACUUAUGUUGGUUGCAUUUUGGUACUAGCUCCAAUGGGAUCAGUUAACAAUACUGUUCACUACUGUAGUGUUUCAAAGGAUAACCGGAUUUUGUAUAGGUAUAGUGGGGGAGUUCAUGAGAUUGAAAAUCUGGCUGCCCUGUGCUUGGAAAGGAUUCCACCAUUCCACAAGUGGUAUUUGGAGAGAAUAGGUAAAAGGACUUUUGGUUUUUUGAUGAAUGAUGGGUACGUUUAUUUCACAAUUGUUGAUGAAGAUGUCGGAAACUCUUGUGUGCGUCAGUUUUUAGAGAACCUGAAGGAUGAAUUUGAAAAUGUAGCUAAAAUGGAUUCAAGAGGAAGCUCAUCAGGUUUGGCUUCAAGAAGCUUACAGGAACAAUUAGUGCCAGCUAUUCACCGUCUGAUAACUUCAUUGCAGCUUGGCUCUCAUAGUGGCAAUGACCAGAAGAGUCCAAAUUCCUCGUUUGAUCAUUCAGGCCUCUCAUCAUUGCCGAGUAAUGCAAAUACUCAAAGUGAAGCUGCUAGUUCUACGGAAUCCCAUUUGUUGGAUGGGUAUAGCAGGCCUGAGAAGAAGAAGAAGAAGAGGCCUAAUGAUCAACAAAUUGGAGUUAGAGAUACUGAAGUGGGGGAACGUUGGAAUUCUACAGGUAGGGAAGUCCAGUUUGAUUCCACACUGUUGGCUUCUGAUAACCAAAAUAGAUCAGCCUCUUCAAUCUCACAGCAGAGGGAGAUGGUUUCAAUGAGGAUCAGAUCCGAGUAUCAAGAUAUUCAAAAGAAGUGGCGGCGCCAAGUGCGAAUUGUCCUUGCUAUUUAUGCAGCUGUUUGUUUAAUAUUAUUUUUGAUCUGGGUAUUAGUAUGUGGGGGCAUCACAUGCCGCAAAUGAUUCCAAAUCAAAGCUAAAAUUUCAGUUUUAGUGACUUCAAGUACCACACCGUUCUACAGAGUGGUUUUUCAACAAAGAGAAUGGAUUAGAGCAAUACUAUCAAUCUUGUUAGAGGGUUUAAAUUUCUACACCACGUAUGCAUUUCAGAUGACAUAUCCAAGCAUGAUAUCUUCAGAAAGUUAUCUGUACAGUUUUAUGGCUUUUACGCCUUGUACAAAAGAAAAUCUUAACUAGUUUAGAAAUUCUUGAUUGUGCGUGUUUCAAUACCAUAAAAAAUACCAUUUCCU
Molecule: messenger RNA, 1579 nt
Organism: Rubroshorea leprosula
Lineage: Eukaryota; Viridiplantae; Streptophyta; Magnoliopsida; Malvales; Dipterocarpaceae
Source: the annotation of a GenBank genome assembly